Messenger RNA from Colletotrichum chrysophilum, 234 nucleotides. RefSeq lists its product as uncharacterized. Bases 1 to 234 code for a protein of 77 amino acids. The transcript has 2 exons. The record is from RefSeq and is a predicted model, not a curated record. Lineage: Eukaryota; Fungi; Ascomycota; Sordariomycetes; Glomerellales; Glomerellaceae.
AUGAGGUCAGGAACCGUCUACGCAAUCACCGGCGUGGCCAUCACCCUUGGGGCCUUCUUCACAUUCCUCAUCGGCUCCCCGGACCGCGCAGCCACCCUCGCAGACUCCUCAACCCGCUCCGGCGGAGGAGCCCUCCUAUCAGGCCCUCUGAGCGAAAAGGAAGGUGCCGAGAAAGACCUCGAGGCCACCACGGGCCGCCAUUCUAACCAUAGAGGACGCGGUUCGCCGGCCUGA